AUGACGUUGAACCGGAUUCUUGUCCCCGUGAAGAGGGUGAUUGACUAUGCCGUCAAGGUCCGAGUGACCGGCGGUAAAAUCGACACAAAUGUCAAGCACUCCAUGAAUCCUUUUGACGAAAUCGCCGUGGAGGAGGCUGUACGGCUGAAGGAAAAGAAGGCUGCAAAGGAAGUCAUCGCCUUGAGCAUUGGUGGAGCAAAGAGUACGGAGACUCUUCGGACCGCUUUGGCUAUGGGAGCUGAUCGCGCCGUGCACGUGGAUGUGCCUGAGGGAACGGAAGUCUUGCCUCUUCAGGUGGCUAAGUUGAUCAAGGCCGUCGCCGACAAGGAGAAGCCGGAGCUGGUCAUUUUGGGAAAGCAAGCCAUCGAUGACGACAGCAGUCAGACGGGCCAGAUGCUUGCUGGUCUUUUGGGAUGGUCGCAGGGUACCUUCGCCAACAAGCUUGAAGUUGCUGGCGAUAAAUUGACAGUCACCAGGGAAGUUGACGGUGGUCUGGAAACUAUCUCGACAAGGUUCCCCGCUAUUGUUACCACGGACCUCCGGUUGAACGAACCACGGUAUGCUACACUACCAAACAUCAUGAAGGCCAAGAAGAAGAAGAUGGAGGUGUUCAAGCCCCAAGAUCUUGGUGUGGAUAUCACUGCUUCAAUUGAAACCAUCAACAUUGCUGAGCCUCCCAAGCGAUCUGGUGGAAAGAAGGUCGAGAGCGUCGAUGAGCUUAUCGACAAGCUCAAAAACGAAGCGAAGGUCCUAUGA
This is a messenger RNA of Fimicolochytrium jonesii, 756 nucleotides long. RefSeq lists its product as uncharacterized. The record is from RefSeq and is a predicted model, not a curated record. The transcript has 5 exons. Gene Ontology annotation, cellular component: cytosol. The coding region runs from base 1 to 756 and encodes 251 amino acids. Lineage: Eukaryota; Fungi; Chytridiomycota; Chytridiomycetes; Spizellomycetales; Powellomycetaceae. Gene Ontology annotation, molecular function: electron transfer activity.